Neopsephotus bourkii (Bourke's parrot) is the source of this 991-nucleotide messenger RNA. RefSeq names its product dnaJ homolog subfamily C member 16-like. The record is from RefSeq and is a predicted model, not a curated record. The transcript is spliced from 3 exons. NCBI's taxonomy places the organism in Eukaryota, Metazoa, Chordata, Aves, Psittaciformes, Psittacidae. Bases 201 to 548 code for a protein of 115 amino acids.
UGGAUCCAUUCUGAUCCUCCUUUGGGGUGGGAGCAGGACAGAGCUCCAAAUCUUGCUUGUCUUUAAGACCCCAGGAAAGAAGCCAAGGCUCUGGGGGAAACUGCACAGUAUUACUUGGGGUAGAGAGGAACUGAAGUUCAAGCAGAAACUGCCCCUCGCAGACCUGAUGGCUGUUUGCACAUCUUCCCCUCAGGCGAGAAAUGAUGCCGCUGCUGUCCCUGCUCUUCUCUGCCCUCUUCAUCCUCUUUGGCACUGUUAUUGUUCAGGCUUUCAGCGAUUCCAGCGACACAAGGGACAGUCCUCCCUCAGAGAAAGAAGAAACCGCAGCAAAGACUGAGAAGAACGACGCGAACUUCGGCAAAGAGAGCAACAGCAGGAUUCCCAAAAAGGGCUUUGUGGAGGUGACGGAGCUGACGGACAUCAACUACAACAGUAACUUGGUUCGCCUCAGGCCGGGUCACAUGAAUGUGGUCUUGAUCCUGUCCAACUCAACCAAAACUGCCCUCCUUCAGAAAUUUGCCCUGGAGGUCUACACGUUCACAGGGUAGGCUGGGGCCCUUGCCCAGGUUUCUGGUACUGUUUUAACACCUUGCAUAAGGCCGCUCUGGUGCCAUGGCAGGAGUGGUGUCAGCUCACCUGCCAGGAGGGAGCUGGGUGGUGACUGUGCUCAUGAGUGGCCUCAAGCCGAGGAAAACCAGGUGGCCUUUCCAGCCUGUACUGGGCAAAGGUGACCGGACAGGUCUGGCACUGCCACCACCUUGGGCAUACCCAUGUUUCAAUGACUGGAGAGCAUGAGAGUGCCACACAGCAGGCAAUUGUCAGGUGUGCAGAGCCAGGGUGGAAACGGAGCUGCAGCACCACAGCCCUGCACCUGCCCUUGGUGACAGAAGCUGUCCCUGUUACCUGUCCAGCAGGAAUGUGGCCUGGCUCAGGGGGUGUGCUAAUCCCUCUGCUCUGAGGGACUGGGGUGGGUCAGAGCCCGGCCCUCCCU